GUACCUGCUGAUGAGCUGAGUGAUAACAGUGCAGAGUGUGUCGUUUGUCUGUCUGAUGUUCGUGACACCCUCAUCCUGCCCUGUCGUCACCUGUGUCUCUGUAAUGCCUGUGCUGACACCCUGCGAUACCAGGCCAACAACUGCCCGAUCUGCCGCCUCCCAUUCCGUGCUCUCCUGCAGAUCCGGGCAAUGAGGAAGAAACAGGAUCCUCUGACACCGAGUGGUUAUAACCCUAUCAUCACAUCGCAGAUAGCUGAGACUGAUGAUCAUUCGGCUUCGGAUCACAUCCCCGUGGGCUAUGAGGUCGUAUCACUGCUCGAGGCUUUGAAUGGACCCCUCACUCCUACACCUUCAGCUCCUCCCAUUCACCAGGUCAGAAACAGCGUCACACCCAGUCCUUUACCUACCAUUGGACCUAAUGGACAAACUCUUCCUGUACGCACCUUGGCUCCACCUGACAGAGUUUGUGACAACAGCAACCCAGGCUUCAAGCUGAAGAAAAGCUCUUCCAAGUCAGUUUCACGGAGCUCGUCCAUUCUCCAUGGGGAAGAUGAGGUGAAAUCGUUCAGUGAUGGGGAGAUAGUGUCCCCCACAACACACGCCAAUCAGGAGGUUGAGGAUUUGAGUGCCACUCCUGAAAGUGAGAAUGUGACCCUGUCAUCAUCUGGAGCUGUCGACCAGUCCUCAUGUACCGGCACACCACUGUCCUCCACCAUCACUUCACCCGAAGGAUGGUGGUUAGCAGCUGUAACAGCUUUAGUCUGUGACAAUAACAAUGAGGAGCCCAGUCCAGUGCGUUUGGAUAAUGACCCCUGUUUGGAGGAUGCAGUUCCUGGUACUGGUCUGACUGAUGACCCCCUCCACCACCCGCUGUCCCUCCCAGCUAAUAGUGAACUGAAGGAAAGUGGAGACUCCAGUCACAUCUACGGACCUCUUAUAGUCUGAAGGAAGGAUCAACAAUGAACCUGACUCCAACCCGUGUGUGACACCUCCCAGAGUUGAGCUGCUUGGAGGCCAAAGCACUUUGUAGCUGUAGCAGAGCAAUACCUCAAAUGUAGUAUAGUUAUAGCAGUGAGAUAUUAUCCCCUACCUCUCCUUCAUCUCUCCAAUUUCCUGUACCUCUGGCCUGUCGCUCCCUUUCUCCCCCCAUCACUGCCUCAAUCUCCCUCUCUCUAACCCAUCACUGCAUCACUCCCUCUCCCGCCCCAUCCCUCUCACUUCUCGCUGCAUGUCUGUUCAGGCCUGUGUUAGUUUCCGUGUCUGUUCUUUGGUGAAGCUGAUGUCCCCUACAACAUAUGUAUCAGAGUUUGAAACCAUGCAUGACCCCUCCCUUUGAGACUCCUAUUUACUGGCCAAUAGUUUAGAGUCCAUGUGAAUUAUUAUAAUAUCCUGCUGGCCUGGAUCACCAUCAUCUCCAAAACAGAAAGAUCACAAUUAAAAUUCCAAAAACAAUUAACACUGUUUAUGGUCAGUCUCCUCACUGAGCUCAGUGACUACAGCUGUUACAAGGACAAACAACUGGGAAUGUUCUACACACCCCUCAGCAAAUACCCCGGGCCCGGGCUCAGGCUGGGUAAAUACCCCGGGCCUGGGGUCAGACUGGGUAAAUACCCCAGGCCCAGGGCUCAGACUGGGUAAAUACCCCAGGGCCGGGGCUCAGACUGGGUAAAUACCCCGGGCCCGGAUUCAGACUGGGUAAAUACCCCAGGCCCAGGGCUCAGACUGGGUAAAUACCUGGGGCCGGGGCUCAGACUGGGUAA
Molecule: messenger RNA, 1760 nt
Organism: Rhincodon typus (whale shark)
Lineage: Eukaryota; Metazoa; Chordata; Chondrichthyes; Orectolobiformes; Rhincodontidae
Product: E3 ubiquitin ligase RNF157-like
Exons: 7
Biological process (GO): protein ubiquitination
Cellular component (GO): cytoplasm
Molecular function (GO): ubiquitin protein ligase activity
Source: RefSeq, a predicted model, not a curated record